This is a messenger RNA of Mus caroli (Ryukyu mouse), 819 nucleotides long. NCBI's taxonomy places the organism in Eukaryota, Metazoa, Chordata, Mammalia, Rodentia, Muridae. The record is from RefSeq and is a predicted model, not a curated record.
AUGGAUUGCAGGAGUCUCUCCUACUGCACGGGAGGCGCCGGGGUGCAGUGGGCCUGGCUCCUGUACACCAUAGUUCUCCCGAGCUCUGGCCUCUCCAGUCAUGUUAGCGCACCAAGGCUCCUUCCACUCCAUCAUCUGUGGACGGAGAUUUCCCACAGUGCCUUGGUGGUCUGGGGGCUGUGGCAUGGGUUCUUGCUGCUCUCCUUUCGGGCUGACUUGGUGCUGGGCACUGGAGUGUUCUGGGUGCUAGAGGGUCGCGUGUCCGGGGACCCCAGUCGCAGUUUCCAGCGCGACAAGUGGGCCAGCCUGGGGGAAAAGUGGAUUAGGCAGGGGCUCACAGGAUGCAUAAGUAUCAUCCGAGCAUACCAAGAUGGGACCAGCCUCCUAGGAAAUACCACCAGCUGGGAGCUUGUGGACUCUUUCUUCUUUCCUGUGUCCACCAUCAUUACCAUCGGCUUCGGCAACCUGAGUCCGCAGACCAUGGCCGCCCGUCUCUUCUGCAUAUUCUUUGCUCUCCUUGGUAUUCCACUCAACCUCGUGGUGUUCAAUCACCUGGGCUACCUCAUGAAGUGUGGGGUGCACGGAUGUGCCCACUGGCUGGAUGACAGUCGGCAGCUCCUGCUCCUGCUGCCUGUGCUGCUCUUCUCCCACAUGGAGGACUGGAGCUAAAUGGAGAGCUUCUGCUUCGCUUUCAUCACACUUAGCACUGUGGGCUUUGGGAACUACGUGCUCAGGAUUCUACCCUCUGUGUACCAACCCUUCAGACCUAGGGCCUCCUGGAACUGGGUCAGCGGCAGCCUUUUGGCCAAGAAAGCCUGA